Solea senegalensis (Senegalese sole) is the source of this 1195-nucleotide messenger RNA. RefSeq names its product mix-type homeobox gene 1 (gene mxtx1). Gene Ontology annotation, molecular function: DNA binding. NCBI's taxonomy places the organism in Eukaryota, Metazoa, Chordata, Actinopteri, Pleuronectiformes, Soleidae. The transcript is spliced from 2 exons. The record is from RefSeq and is a predicted model, not a curated record. The annotation marks the transcript as partial.
UUUGGCUUCUGUCUGAUAUAUAACCUGCUCUCCUCUCCUCCCUCAGAUGAUGCAAAGCCUGCAGCCUCCAGCGGCUGCUCCUCUCGCAGCGCUAGUCGCAGGAAGAGAACCAGUUUCUCCAAGGAACAUGUGGAGCUCCUACGUGCCACCUUUGAAACUGACCCGUACCCAGGCAUCAGCCUCAGAGAGAGCCUCUCCCAGACCACAGGCCUGCCAGAGUCACGCAUCCAGGUGUGGUUUCAGAACAGAAGAGCUCGCACCCUGAAGUGCAAAGGAACUAAGAAAGCCCUGUGGCAGUCUGACAGUCCAGUCCGUGAUGCACUCCCUCUACAUCAUGGUAUUGCCAGCAGGGGGCCCCAGGUUGGCCCUAUCCCCCUGCCACCUCAGGGACCUCCCCCAGCCUACCCAACCCAGGUGAAGGAGGAGAUAGAAGAAGCCUGCUACUAUGGACAAUGUCCUCCAGCGUACUCCACAAUUGAGGAGCAUGGACAUUACGGCCCCAUGCAUGGGGUCCAGCAGGGCCGGCUCCAUGCAGGCUUCAGCAGCAGCUCGAGCCCCCACCCAAGGGGCUACUGGUCCCAUGCAGGCAGCCAAACCCCACCAGUCACUCCACUGUGGUGCCACUCUCCCCUGGAGAUGAGAAGCUCAAGCCAAGCACCGAGCUUCAUGUAUCCAGGAUCAGCAGAGCAGCAGCUGUACAUGACCUCCUCCACAUCACACUCCUCCACCCCUGACACUCCAGAUUCUGGAUACUGGGAUGUCAGCCUGGAAAACAGCCCAGGUCAGUACUCACAGCUGGAAGAUUCGUGGAGUGGGGUUUCUUUGGAAGGCUACAGGGAAUCCAGACAUCUGGAAGUGGUCCAGCUUGCCCCCCUGCCUGAGCUGUCUCUGCAGGAGAUUCUAGGAGAGUUGGAUGAGGACUGGCUGGGAGGAGGAGGAGGAGGACUGGACAUCCAUACCACAGAUGAGAAAAUGGCUUUCUGUUAAUGACUCCGUUACAAGGAUUUUCUGUGGACACUUUGAAAUCAUGUGUAUUAUUUUGAUUUUAGUCAUUUGAUUACGCUGUGCUGAAUUAAUGGACCAUCAAUUACCUUUUACUCAACUACCAAUCACUACAGGUUGUAUGAGUUUAUGUAUUUAUUCAUCUAUUCUCUAUUUAUGAUUUUUCUGCACUUUUAUAUAUAACAAAAAAAAA